Messenger RNA from Trichoplusia ni (cabbage looper), 2591 nucleotides. RefSeq names its product beta-alanine-activating enzyme (gene Aasdh). The record is from RefSeq and is a predicted model, not a curated record. Lineage: Eukaryota; Metazoa; Arthropoda; Insecta; Lepidoptera; Noctuidae. Gene Ontology annotation, biological process: amino acid activation for nonribosomal peptide biosynthetic process. Gene Ontology annotation, molecular function: protein binding.
AGAAGUUCACAGUGCAACACCAAAUGAUAAUGUCACAUUUUAUAAUUUUGACGUUCGUAUUGUCAUUCUUAGUGUCAAUAUUCAUUUCUCUCAGCUCCUCACUGGCAAAUUAGCAAAAACAAAAUCAAAAUUAGUAAACACACAAUUUAUACUAGUUUGUCAUGGUAUUUAUAAAAAAUUACAUUAAAAUACGGCAAGUUAUAAUGCUUUGAAGCAGUUCUUAAUACAAGGUUUCUACCUUCUUCUCUUGAAUGGUCCACAAUUCAAUAAUUUGUAAACAAAUCGUUAAAUUUGAUAAGCAAAUGAAAGUGAAGCGCGGCUAUUACGAUGUGUUUGUAAAAACAUGUGCCAAAUAUUCAUCGAGCGUCGCUGUGAGACAUUUUGACAACGGUGCGUAUAAGAACUACACGUACUCCGAGCUAUACGGAGUGUGCGAGUACAUAUCACAGAACCUCCAGCAAGUGAAAUGCAACAAGGGAGUCAUCGGCUUGGUCUCAGAGAGGAACAUCAUCAUACCAUGUGUCAUAGCCGCAGCCCACAAAUGCUGCACCACAUUCAUGUUUGUGGAUCCAAGCCAGGAUAUAGAGACAGUAGCAAAAGAUAUCGAUUUUACCACCAUAAUCACCAUCAAGAACCAGGUGGAUGAUUCAAAUGCUGAAUUAUUUGGUAAAAAGCCAGACCGGACGGUGUCUGUGUUUGAUAUGACCAUCACUUUCUAUAACUUAGAUAUUACAGGUGAACCUAACAGCAAGCAUUUACCGCAGUAUUCAUUCAUAGCAAUGACAUCAGGCAGCACAGGAGAACCAAAACACAUCCAAGUCCCAAUACAGUGCAUACAGCCUAACAUUGAUGACCUAACCAAAAUGUUUAAUAUUACUCAACAUGAUGUCAUAUUCUUCUCCACACCUCUGACUUUUGACCCAUCCAUGGUUGAAAUAUUGUUAGCCUGCAUGAAUGGGGCAUCUCUCCUCAUUGCUCCGGACCGGGCUGAUGUGCUGUUCCCUGAGAACAAAGAGAAUGCCAUCACAUUUUGGCAAACAACACCAUCCAAAUUCCUUCAGUACUCUAAUGCUGACAUAAAGAACAGGAUCUUAAGUGCCAACUCUACACUCAAAAUACUAGCUCUGGGAGGGGAACCUCUGAGUAGUAUCAAAAGAUUGAGAGAUUUGAAGAGUUGGGAUAAUAAGACAAAGAUUUAUACCAUGUAUGGAGUUACGGAGAUGUCCUGCUGGGCUUGUGUGGCAGAGCUUGACCUUAACAGGAUACUCACAGACAGAGAGGUGCCUCUGGGAAAUUGUCUGUCUGAAACUGAACUCAUUUUAGAUCGUGCCAAAGAAAAUAAAAAUAGAGGUAAAAUUUUAUUAGUGAGUAAAACUAGAAAGUGUAUUAUUCUAAACAAGAACCUCGAAGGUGAUGAAGAAAACUGCUUGAAAUUUGUGGAUACUGGAGAUUUAGGAGAAAUGCGAAGUGGAACCAUUUACUACAGGGGCCGCAGAGAUGAUAUUAUCAAAAGGUUUGGACAGAAAGUAAAUCUGCAGAUAAUAGAAGCUACCAUCAUGCAGUGCCCAAGAGUAAAGACCUGUGCAUGUGUGUGGCUUCCCAAACCAAUGCUUCUUGCUGUGUAUUUUUCUUCUGAAACUCUAAACAGCCAAGAAUUAUCUGACUUUCUUAAAUGUAAACUAGAUGACAAGCACUGGCCUGAUAAAAUCAUGAGAGUAGACAACUUGCCAACAAAUCCUCAUGGUAAAAUAUCAAGGCAAAUACUAUCCAGAAUGUAUGAAAGACAUGUGACUAUGCCACAAACUCUAGAUUCUUUGAAAGCCAACUUCUUGCAAGAGCUAAAGAUGGCCAUGGGCAAAAGUUUUACAUAUGACCAGAUAAAGCACAAAGACUUCUUCUCUAUUGGAGGCACAUCAUUUCUGGCUGUGUCGAUGUGCAACAGGCUGUCUCUGAGCUGCCCGCAGUUUGGGAAAAUGAUACUUCCUUACUUGAUGUCCCAAAGACAUACUGUUGAUGAUAUAAUACAAAUAGCUUUUAAAGAAUUAUCUGGAGAUGAUGGGAAACAUAAACGGCGCUCAAAGAGGUUUCGGUCUGAUUCUGGAAAUAUUGGUCAGUCAGAAAGUUUACUUAAGAGAGCAAGCAUGAAUAAUAAUGACCCUGUUGAGUUCAUGGUUUUGUGGUCCUAUGAUACUGGCAAAUGUGUGGAUGCCUCUCCUGUGUUGUUCCAAUCAGGAUUCAAUCUCUAUGUCACAGUGGGCAGUCACUCUGGUAAAAUAAUAGUAGCGGAUGCUAUAAGUGGGGACCUGCAAGGUAUGGUGACAUUAAACACGCGGAUCGAGGCGGCCGUGCUGUGCAAGCUGGACGAGUUCGUGACGUCACCGUGCGGCUUCGUCGGCGGCUACGAUGGUACCAUCGUCUGCUUCUACAUGCUCACAUGCAUGGAGCGAUGGCGGAUCAACAUCCGGUCUAUGAUCAAAAGCAAAGCCGUGUGCUGUAAGGGACAACUGUACGUAGCGUCGUACGACGGCAAUGUCAGGUGUAUUGAUUGCCGGAAUGGUGCACUGAUACAAAUAAUCGAAGUGACCGACCAA